GAGUACCAGAGUGAGGAGAGACAGAGAAGCAGCAGACAGAGCGCAGAAUGCAGGCUGGUCACUGACACACACACACACACAUGCACGGACACACACCUCUGAGGAGUGUAUGAGGCAUGCACACGCUGCUGCCCAUGGAAACACACACACUGGCAGGAAAUACAGCGAACCCCAGAGCCUGAGGAGACAUGGAGAGCAGCAUGUUCUUUGGUAACACAUGUCAAAAUGGCCUCAUGCCUGCGCUGGUGCGUCCCACCCUGCCGGCCGUCCAAACCUCGCUGGGCAUGAAGCCGUUCCUCCCGAUCCCGCUGGACACCGCCUCGGCCGUCAGCCUUUUCCCAGGAUUCAACACGAUGGACCCGGUGCAGAAAGCCGUCCUCCAUCACACCCUCGGCAUCUCUCCCACCGCCAAGAGGAAGCAUGUGUCCUGCAGCGUCUGCCAGCUGAGGUUCAACUCACAGAGCCAGGCCUUGGCCCACUACAAGGGCACCAAACAUGCCAAGAAGCUAAAAGCCCUGGAAACCCCGAAGAGUAAGCUCAAAGGCUCAGCGGUCACUAAGGAAACGGCCAACCAGGAGAACGCCAAGGGCAUCAACACCUUGCAGGUCCCCAACGGCACAGACAGGAAAGAUGUCACCUCUGGAUCAACGGCUUCCCCCCUGAUCAGACCAGCGAGCCCCACGGCGACCCCAGCUGCACCCUCACCUGAGCCGUUAAGCUCUCUGAAAGCUCCAGGUGACGCGGCCGCCUCCGACGCUACCUUGGCUUCUCACGGAGAGGAGAAGCCGCCGAAAACAAAUUCACCCUCAGAAACGGACGCAGACCACCAGGCCGAAGCUGAGACGGAGACCGACACGGAGACAGAGGAGGAGAAAGCCCGGCGCCUCCUUUACUGCUCGCUUUGCAAAGUGGCGGUCAACUCUGCGUCGCAGCUUGACGCUCACAACACCGGUACGAAGCACAAGACGAUGCUGGAGGCCCGCAGCGGCGUGGGCUCCAUCAAGUCUUUCCCUCGACCGGGAGUCAAAAGCAAAUUGGCUUCAUCCUCCAAAUCAUCAACUGGCCUGCAGAACAAAACCUUUUACUGUGAGACGUGUGACGUGCAUGUCAAUUCAGAGACGCAGCUAAAGCAGCACAUCAGCAGUCGGCGUCAUAAAGAUCGAGCGGCAGGUAAACCAGCGAAGCCCAAAUACAGUCCCUACAGCAAACCUCAGAAAGGCCAGACCAAACAGCCGAUAAAGCUGAUCUUAGGAAAGGAGCCUCAGUGUCGCCCUCUGACGGCUCAGAUCCUUCCCGCUCACUUGGCAGCGGUUGCCGCCGCCAUCGGAGGCUCGUUCACACACCGCACAAACCAUGGCGCCAGCCCAACGCCGAACCCAGCCCUUUUCCAGACUCAGGCGCUCCCCGCCGCACUGCUCCGCCCGGCCCCCGGGCCUGUCAGGACCUCUCAUCCACAAGUCCUCUUUGCCCCUUACUGAGCCUCGUCCGCCUCAAAGACCAAACCGCGUGGAGUCACUGCAGCCCCCUACUAUGCAUCAGAUUACUGGACAUCUUCAAGCCGCCAUGUUGGAACCUCCAGCUCCUCAUUCGGGUGGUUCAUUCAAAGCAACCGGAGCUUCUUGUGCUGGAUUUAUUUCUCCGAUCCUGACCGAACGAGCUUUCAGUGCCAUGGCUAACCCGUCCCGGACCGACCCGGAACUACAGUACAUCGUACCGCAAUAAUGUAUAAGACUAACCCUGUGAACUAUGCAGUGUUGUUGCGUCCUGACUGGAAUCUGGUGCGUGGCGCUUGGAUCUUUGCUGACAUGGAGGAGUCACUCAUAAGUUAAACAGGUUGUUACUGGUACCGAGCUGGAGAAGCCCUCCUCUGUUCCUGUAUGCACUUUAAGCUCUUUCUCUGAUGUCUACAGUAGAUGGUUAGACCUGUUAGGUGGUUACUGUGUCUUGUAAAGUGUGUGUGUGUGUGUUUCUUUUUUGCAUUUGUCUCUGCAUAUCUUUAUGUGUGUGUUGGGGAAUGUUGGGCUACAUGUGUGUGAGUGUGAGAGAUAUUUCUAAAUCCAUCGUAAGCCAUUCCAGUUGUUAUCCAGCAUCCAUCGUCGCCUACUGUCUCACUGCAAAAACACUAAAUUACACCAAGUAUUUUUGGACUAGUUAUAGUGAAAAUCUCUUAACAUACAAAGAAAAAGCCAAAUCAACUUAGAAGUAACUUUUAAGCAGAAUAUGAGAGCUUGUUUUAGAAAAUAAUUUCUUAAUACAGCUUAUUUCACUUAA
Molecule: messenger RNA, 2271 nt
Organism: Xiphophorus maculatus (southern platyfish)
Lineage: Eukaryota; Metazoa; Chordata; Actinopteri; Cyprinodontiformes; Poeciliidae
Gene: znf385d
Product: zinc finger protein 385D
Exons: 8
Coding region: 189-1478 (429 amino acids)
Cellular component (GO): nucleus
Molecular function (GO): nucleic acid binding; zinc ion binding
Source: RefSeq, a predicted model, not a curated record